Tachysurus vachellii is the source of this 4988-nucleotide messenger RNA. It is a transcript of the gene mblac2, whose product is annotated as metallo-beta-lactamase domain containing 2. Lineage: Eukaryota; Metazoa; Chordata; Actinopteri; Siluriformes; Bagridae. The transcript is spliced from 2 exons. The coding region runs from base 121 to 951 and encodes 276 amino acids. The record is from RefSeq and is a predicted model, not a curated record.
CAGCUUACAGAGAAGGUGUAUUUGUGGGCGCUACACUACACCCAUCAUAAGGAUUUCUGUUGUAGGAUCUCGUGUUAAUCUGUCUUGGGUUCGUAACGUCAUUAACGUACAUGCACUGUGAUGUCUGUGACGGACUGGUACGCGCACAAGUCGCUUGAAAACGGCUUGUUUUGGAUCCAGGAGCGUUUCUACGAAUCGGGGAACAGAGCUAACAUCUGGCUGAUUCGCGGAUCUCAUCAGGACGUGCUGAUCGACGCCGGGCUCGGCCUCCGCAGUCUGCCUGAGUACAUCAGCGCUAAAGGCCUGCAGGGAGACGACGCCAAGCGGAAAAACCCGCUCUUGGCGAUCGGGACGCACGUGCACUUCGACCACUCGGGCGGAUUGCACCAGUUCCAACAGGUGGGCGUGCACGAGGCCGAGGUCGAUGCUCUGGCCAACGGAGACAACUUCGAGACGGUGACAUGGCUGUCCGACAGGGAGAUCGUGCAGAAUCCGUGCCCGGGUUGGACGGCCAGGCAGUACAGAGUAAAACCAGUGCAGCCCACACACAUACUACAGGAAGGCGAUGUCAUCAACCUCGGGGACCGGCAGCUGACGGUGCUCCACAUGCCAGGUCACUCCAGAGGCAGCAUAUGCCUCCAUGACAAGGACAACAAAAUACUGUUUAGUGGAGACGUGGUCUACGACGGCUCAAUGAUCGACUGGCUGCCCUACAGUGCCGUCGGUGACUACGUGCGCAGCUGCCAGAGGCUGGUCGAGAUGGUGGACAAGGAAGAAGUAGAGCAGGUCAUGCCUGGCCACUAUAAUGCUUUUGGGGCCAAGAGGCUUCACCGACUGGCUUCCACCUACAUCUCCGGUGCAGGAACAUGUCACAAGUUGACUUCCUGUGCCGUGAAGUCUGUAGCCAGCCUGGCACUUCGAGCUUCCAACUCCUGCUGUGCCUGUUACUAGAUAUUAGAACUAUAUGCAACAAUAUACUACAAUAUAAUUCAGCACCGAGCAAAUAAGGAUCAGCUGAGAUGAAAGGUGCAAGCGUGGAGUUUGUCUGGUGGAUACUCAACUGAUUGGAAUUAAAAAUGAAAAGGUAAUUAUAAGGCAUAGGUUUAGAGUAGAAUUUCCAGGUACAAAUAUUGUUUAGUCCAUCAAGUUAUGAUAUAAAAGUCAGACACUUAAGACCAAGUCCAGAGUUAAGAUGACAUAGGUCCAAGGCAAAAUUGUACAUUUGCUUAGAAAUGUCCGUCUACCUUGUGUUUAAUGCGGCAGCUGGUAAUGAAUUUUAACUGUACCAUUUAUAUUAACUAAGAUCUGAUCUCUACGAUGAAGCAUUCUUCCUUAUUACAGAAUGUAGCAUAGAUUUUCACUUGUUUAUAGUUUUUGAAUUAUUGAGCUGCGUUUCUUUUUCAUAAUCAAUACCUGAGCACUGUUGUGGACCAGUUCAGUCAGAAUUUUACCUCAGUUUAUAUGCACACUAACGAGUAAAUCCUUGCAGAUCAACAUUACAUUGACACUUUGGUUACAUUCUUGUAACCAAACAAUCCUGCUUAACCCAAACUACAAUUGUUCAGCUCUCUUAUUACACUCUAACAUUUAAAAAGUAAGAAUAAUACACUGCAGGGUGAGCUGUACGAGGAAAAUAAUCAAUGACAAGGUGGUGUGAUGCAAUGGCGAGGGCUGUUAACCACCCCAGAGCCGAUUAUUUAUAGCAAUAGCAGUAUGAUAUUUAAAUUGGCAGUUUUCCAAAUCUAACAAAAAUCAAAUUUCUCCCUAAUAUUAAUCUUUAUUACUAUUAUUAUUUUUCAGCUACUAACCAGGAAGGGUGAAAGCUAUCACACGCUUUCCUUUGAGUGAAAGCCGACUGCAUCGGUUUUGAACCGCUGCUUAGUGAUGUGGAAUAAAACACUCAGAGGAAGUCUUGUCUUCUGUUUUCCACAUGCACAAGCUCACAGAAGCCCAUGAUUAGCUAGCGUCAGUGUCACUGACAGAAAAGAGAGUAAAACACAGACAGCACAUACAAUUUUGCUCUCCUUGACUUAGAGCCAUGAAUGUGGCUUUGGACCUUCAAACUGUUAUCAUCGAUCAUUUUUUUUCUUUUCAGGAUAGAACAGUUAAAGAAAUCUAAAGCUGUAACCCUGAUGGUUACAAAACACAUCGGUGACUCCUUCAUAAAUGAAGCAAAUUCUCCUCACAGGAAACUUCAUAUCAACAAUUCCAUACAUUUUUUUGAUAGCAAAUGAGGAUCAGUAAGGUUCAAAUAUUUAUAUCUCUUUUUAAACUGUACAUCACAGACAGAGUCAUUCAUAUAUUUUGUGUCUAUUGAAAAAUAUUCUCCAGACCUCAUUCGAGAGAAGACUUUAGUCUGCUUUCCAAGUGGGACAGUCUGGAUCUCUAGAGCACGCUAAAGCAAACGCUGUCUGAAAUUUCUGCUUGCUAAAAUUACCCAGUUAGAUAGCUUUGUCCAAAUGCACUGCAGACAUACAAUAGACAUAUAUACAGUGUUUACGCCACAUCACAUAAGCAAGUGUGUGCUUAAAUGAAUGUGAAUAUUUAAUAUAACCACACAAAUGUAAGUGUGAUAUUGUUUUUGUACAGUGCUUUGGUUAUUUUGUGAUCGUAUAAAGGAAACAAAAUGAAGCAAACUGCAAUAAUCUGAGGAGUUUGCAGUUUUUCUAAAUUACCACAGAUUUUACCACAGAUUCAGUCGUGUUGUGCGACACACAUUCAGCAAAAAACCUCUUUGUCUGUCAUCGAAAUACAUGUGACUUCACUUGUAGGAGAUUAAAAGAAGUCCAAGUAGUUUUCCAGUGAAAAAAAAACGAAUUUAACUUUAUAUCACAUAAAUAAACUCGUCUCCAUAGUCCAUAAUGUCAGUUACUUGAAUCUCAAGGAACUGACAUUAUGGACACAAUAUGGACAAAUGUUCUGUAUAUUUUUUACUCCGUUAGUGGAAAUAGAUUCUGAAGGAGCCACAUCACGACAGCUAGCUCACUAGCUAGGACACAGUGAUUCGUUCAUUCCAGUUAAAUGUUGUAGCAGUGUUUGUGCCAUUCGCUCUUGAUGAUGUAGCAACAAGCUCACAACACAUUGACUUUAUAUAUGCAGAGACAACCACAAAACCUCCAGACUGGUUAUUGACUCAGUUCACUCAAGUCUUUCUUAAAUCCAAACGAACAUCUGCAUCACGUUGGAAACUUUUUCAAUGUGAGCCUCAUAUUCAUUUUUAAUCCAGUUCAGUCGAGUAUCUCAUAACUUCACAGAACAUCCAGGACAUGCAGACUUCACCAGACUACACGCCAUCUCACGUGUUCGGAUGAUCCUGAAAGUGUUACGAUUUUAUCGUAGGAUUUCAAAAUGUACAGAAAAGUUCUUUGGACUUAAGUGUGAAGUGACAAAAAAGUAGAUGUAGAUGAAUAUUAACACAUUUAAUGUACCAAACGAAUGUAUUUCUGAGCAAGUGAAUUUAAAGGUUGUCGUGUUGAACGGGUGACAAUCUUCCAUGUUUUCCAUCACCCGGUUAAUGAUGAAGAUAUUUGUAAAUAUUAAACGUUUGCUGAAAUAGAAACAGGGUAUAGCUGCUGAGUAUAAUGUAGAGAAAGGUGUGCAGAUGGUUGUGUUCAUGUUUCGUGCCAAAGCCAACCCUGCAUGCGCCACUGGUAAAGCACAGAAUUGGUCAAUACAAAAUAAUCUAGAAACUUGGCGAUGAAUCAAAUGAUUAUAUUAUUAUAUAUAAAUUAUUAUUCAUUCAUGUUAAGUUAAUGUAAUACUUGUAAUACAUUCUUUAAUACUUUUUUCCUUGUUUUGGUUCACUUUCCACCAGUGUAUGGCAUGCAUGUGUUUAGACACGUUACUGUAUUUUUCUUCCGCAAGCAAAAAUUGUUACUUAUUUCAGUAACAAUUUCUAGAAUUUCUAAUGAUGCUGUGUACAUUUAUUUAUAAUAACUUUAUGUAGUGUACAUUCAUAAGGCAUUGCACAGUGUUUUUAGUGUUUUUGAAAAUGCAUUGCAUUUAUUAUGCAUUAUGAAGUGUGUAGUGCACAUGAGAUCUUGUCCUUGGUGGUUCAGUGACAGGAUCUCUUUCACUAGUUUCGUUCUCCGGCCAGGUAACCGACCCGGUCACUGAGGGGUUGACUCUUCUCCUCUGUGAAGCUUGGUUUGUAUUGUUUAUUAUUUUUUAUUUCUAACAGAAUGACGUAUAUGUAGUAUUUGUAUGAGUAAGUGAAAAGCUAAAGUUAAAAAAGCCAAAAUGGAUAUACUUUUAAUUCUGUAAAAAUCCAUCAUGCAUAAUGAUCAUUGCUUUGAACUGAAGUACAUUUUCAGAAAUAAUUAUAAAUGCUUAUAAUGCCUUAUGAAUGCAUUAUGAUCUUUCUGUCAGUGUUCAUAUAAAGUGUUAGGUGUUUUUUCUUUGUUUGAAUAAGUCGGUGUGCCUGAGUGUUGGUGAAACAGGUUUCCACAUUUACCAUGCAAAUACCUUGUUGACCUCUCUUUGCAAACAGAAGUUGAUCGUGCGUUCCUGUUCAGCUCGAUGUCUUGCCCAUGGUUUGCAAGGAUAAUGCUUUUAUUCUGCCUCUGAUUUAAAACUCUGCAGAUCUUUUGUAUGGACAUGGAAAGGUAUAAUGACAUGCCAUACAGAGACUGAAAGUCAUGUGUUUUUGUUGCCUUCUUCUUGUUGUAUUAUACCUCACAGUAACAUAUUACAAGGCAUAACUCUAAGAAUAUGUGGCAUUAACCCUGACAGAUACACAUCUGGUGUAGUGUUCGUGUACGGUGUUGAUAUUAAUGCUGCUGGAAACCUGUAUAUUUGGACUAUGUUGCUGCUCAGGAAUCCUGUCUAAAAUCAUGCGUUUCGAGCAGAGCCAUACUGUACCAACGCUAUAUUUAGUGCCUCUAAGAGUGUUAACACAAUGAUGAUACCUCACACUGCUGUAGCUACAGCUGGUGAAAUACACGGGCACCUGGUUAUCAGUGUACAAUAUACUGGCUUUCUAUUCUCAA